Molecule: messenger RNA, 435 nt
Organism: Alternaria conjuncta
Lineage: Eukaryota; Fungi; Ascomycota; Dothideomycetes; Pleosporales; Pleosporaceae
Exons: 2
Coding region: 1-435 (144 amino acids)
Source: RefSeq, a predicted model, not a curated record
AUGCUUCUCAACGCUCAGACUCUGGCACUGGCCGCUUUUUUCUCAACACUGGCUACCGGACGGCCUUUGGACUCGUCGAAGCCCCGCGAGAUUGUCCCACGCAACAAGAGCUAUUCGGUCGUCAAUGUCGGUGGAGACGCCUCGACCCCGGUCGCAACAGCCACUUCGGUGAUCAAGACAACGAAGACAGUCGAAGUCGUCGGACCGGCACAGACUGUCACCCAAGAAGUCACUGCGACUGUUGUCGAGCCUCAACCGGCGCCCGCGUCGACAUCUAGCUGCAGCUCGAGCAUUGAGACGCCGAAGCCAAUCUUCGUCACGGUCACGCUCUCGCCAGACAACGGCCCCACGGAGUACUAUGACGAUGGCAUGUGGCACACGCAUUACCGGGUGAAGACGUUCGAAGCCGCUGCAGCUGUCACCGCGGCGCCAUAG